CAAAAUUUCACAACACGAUGCAAUCAUAAUACUGCUUUUAUACCUUGUUAAAGUUUGAAUGCUACAAGGGUGUUUUCAAUCUCAUAAACUAGAAGCUGGUUUGGAAAGUGUCAAAACUGCUUGGAUACCUGUUGUUAUUCGUCGUAUCCAAGUUCAAAGUAUCGAUAGUCAGUUGGUCAAACGGUCGGUCGAUGAGUAAAUCGGUCGAUGAGUAACUCAGUCGAUCAGUUUUCAUAUUUGGCGACUGGUGGAUAUUAUUGUACAGCAAUUUUAAACAGGCUCGUACUUUUUUGAAAAAAUAUAAAACAUGGAGAAAAUUAGAUUUGGCUGCAAACAAGAUAUUGAAAUGGGAGCAAACUUGCUGGCUGAGAAUAAAACACAAGAGAAGUUAACUGUUUUGGGUACAGGAGACUUUGGUCGUGCCCUAACAAAACGACUCUCAACGGCUGGUUAUCACGUCGUUAUGGGAAGUCGAAAUCCUGAGAAAUGUCGAGGGUUGUUGCAUCUUUUACCGUUUAAUAUUGUAUCCUUGAACGAUGCUUUGGAACACUCUGACAUCAUUUUUCUUGCCAUUCCUUUACAUGGAUAUGACAGUUUAUCCACAUCAUUGGGGAGCCAACUAAAUGGAAAGAUUGUUGUUGACGUUAGCAAUCGAACCCAGACCUCUUUCAACGAGCUAUCUAAUGCUGAGUACUUAUCAAGUCUACUACCUAAAGCUCACGUUGUGAAAGGCUUCAAUGUGAUAUCUGCAUGGGCACUCGAACAAGAUAUUUAUGGAGGAAGCCGGAUUGUUUACAUUUGCGGAGAUAAUGCUGAAGCAAAAGAAAAGGUUAUGCAAAUAUCUCGAACGAUGCAUCUCACCCCUUUUGAUCAAGGAUCACUACAGCUCGCCCAAGCUAUCGAAAAUAAGCCACUGGAGCUAUUUCCUAGUUGGCGUUCAGCAUUGAUGAUGUUUGGAAUUUUGUAUCUUGUUAUGUGGUUAUACUAUGUCCUUAAGCGAGUUAUUUUAAAAAUGUCGUUCACUAAUUUUCCUCUCAGAGACAUCAGUUUACUCAAUGCAUUCACUGUUAUUGGACUUUUAGACAUGGUUUAUCUCCCAGGAUGCAUUGCGGCUAUCUUCCAGUUGGUGUACGGUACCAAAUAUCGUCGUUUUCCAAAAUGGCUUGACAUUUGGAUGAAAUCUCGUAAACAACUUGGUUUGCUGGCAUUGUUACUGGCUGCAAUGCACGGUUGUAUGUCAACACUUUAUUGGGGUCCUAAAUAUUCCCCUCUUGUUUAUCAAGAUAAAUCUAUUCACGUCAACAACGUAACAAUUUCCCUUUAUGGAAGAAUGACUGCACAAGGAGAAGCGUUCUUGACCCUUGGAGUCCUGGGACUGUCAGCGUUGUCUAUUUUGGGUAUCACGUCACUUCCUACUGUCCUCAAUCGCAUGAGUUGGAGAGAGUGGAAUUUUGUUCAAUCUGGUCUUGGUUAUUUUUCUCUGAUAUUUUCUCUUCUUCAUUUUAUAAUCUACUACUACACAGCAUUUCAAACAUGGGGUACAGAGGUUUUAUAUUACCCUACGGUCUGGGUUGUAGGAAUUGGCUGUUUUGUUGUCAUAUUGAAGAUUGUCCUUCUCAUUCCAUAUCUCGAUAAUCGUGUGAAGAAAAUCCGCUCGGGAUGGGAGAAAGCAACUUACGUAACCUGAACAUUACAAAAUCAUCACUUUCUUUACAAUUUUUUUUAUUUAAAGGUAAUACAAUCACAUACGCAUGAUUUAUUAUAAUCUUACUUUGUCAAAUGAGUUUUGUUAUCGAAGAAAAUGAUCUGACCAUAUUUUACAAAUAUUAACGAUUUUACAAUUGAUAAUGGUUUCAUGUAAUCAAGUAUUGCUUGAAGAUAAACUAUAACUAACUAUAUUCAUAACAAUAAAGGGGCAAGGAAAUAAUUCAAGCAAAAA
Molecule: messenger RNA, 1939 nt
Organism: Xenia sp. Carnegie-2017
Lineage: Eukaryota; Metazoa; Cnidaria; Anthozoa; Malacalcyonacea; Xeniidae
Product: metalloreductase STEAP4-like
Exons: 5
Coding region: 308-1687 (459 amino acids)
Biological process (GO): copper ion import
Cellular component (GO): endosome; plasma membrane
Molecular function (GO): cupric reductase (NADH) activity; ferric-chelate reductase (NADPH) activity
Source: RefSeq, a predicted model, not a curated record